AUGCGCCGCUCUAGUCUGAGUUAUGCGCCCGGCCCGCUCUGGCCUAAGCGCCUUAUUAGCCUGAGUUAUGCGCCGCUCUGGCCUAAGCGCCUUAUUAGCCUGAGUUAUGCGCCGCUCUGGCCUAAGCGCCGCUCUAGUCUGAGUUAUGCGCCGCUCUGGCCUAAGCGCCUUAUUAGCCUGAGUUAUGCGCCGCUCUGGCCUAAGCGCCGCUCUAGUCUGAGUUAUGCGCCGCUCUGGCCUAAGCGCCGCUCUAGUCUGAGUUAUGCGCCGCUCUGGCCUAAGCGCCUUAUUAGCCUGAGUUAUGCGCCGCUCUGA
Aureococcus anophagefferens is the source of this 315-nucleotide messenger RNA. RefSeq lists its product as hypothetical. NCBI's taxonomy places the organism in Eukaryota, Pelagophyceae, Pelagomonadales, Pelagomonadaceae. The record is from RefSeq and is a predicted model, not a curated record. Bases 1 to 315 code for a protein of 104 amino acids. The transcript has a single exon.